AACCCACCCUGUAUAUAUUUUCCUAUAGAUAAAAUUAAAUCAAUACUCCUAGAGGGCGUAUAUAAUAUAAAGGGUGCGCGCUCAACCCUCUGCUGAUAUGACCCACAUUUCAAGAUGUUUACAGCCAUCAAAAUGGACAAAUAAAUACCUCACGCAAGAAUAAUGCGUUGCACGAGCCUCACUAACACAAUUUUCAUCAACCUGAUCAUAUUCAGCCUGGGGGUCUAUUUUUACACCCUUUGGACAAAAUAUGACAUCCCUCAGAAGCCCUUGUCCCCCACUACCUCGACGUACGACAGACAAAUAUAUUUAUACAACAGAGGCCUGAAAGAAAACCAAUCCGGACCGUUGUUAUCCCGCCAAAAGCACCACGCCAACAAACCGAUGUUUCCCAGCUCCAACAUGCACGUCCUAGAAUUUGACAGCUGUCAGUAUUGCUGUCAAACGAAUGACAAUCCUCAGACCUGUCACAAUAAAACGCUGAGUUUUAAAAUGCAACUGCUAAGGGAACUGUCUAAUACAGUAGCGGAGGAGGCGAACGUUUUAAAUAAGGGUAAUGCGGAGAAUAAGUAUAACGUUCACUAUGUGGGUCCCAAGGAGGACUUUACGGAGAAACCCGCGAAAGUCGUUUUAUGUGAAUUAAUGAAUACGAAACUUAACACUCUGAGGAGGAGCGAGGUUGAAGGAGGCCUCAGGGCCUCCUUGCCUAGAAGAGGAUUCUUCGAAAAUAAAGCCUUUAAUAGUUGUGCGGUUGUCGCAAGCAGUGGAGCACUCAGAGGGAGUAAUUUAGGAAACUUCAUUGAUUCCCACGAUGUUGUUCUACGGUUCAACGACGCUCCAACUAAAUCUUUUGAGCGUGACGUGGGCUCCAAGACCACCAUAAGAGUCUUAAACUCCCAAGUGGUCACCAAACCCCAAUAUCACUUCCUCACAUCUAAUUUAUAUAAGAAUAUUACGUUGGUACUGUGGGACCCCAGCAACUAUUCGUCUUCCCUGGAAGAAUGGCUGAAGAAUCCCGAAUACGAUUUGUUUAGGAAUUUUAUGCAGUAUAGACGGCAAGAAGAUAAACCGAGGAUUUUCUUGGUUAAUCCACUCACUAUAUGGGACUUAUGGGAUUUUCUGCAGAGGAACGUUCAAGGGCGCUUGCGGAAAAAUCCACCGUCUUCUGGAUUUUUAGGCUUAAGACUUCUUCUGCCCAACUGUAACUUUAUCGACGUCAUAGAAUACGUGCCGUCCAGCAAACUGUCAAAGAGGUGUCACUAUUACGACCUGGACGUAAACUCCGCUUGCACUUUUGGGGUGUGGCACCCCCUGGCGGCCGAAAAGUUAAUCGCUUACCACCUGAACGAGGCGAACGAUCACGAGGUGUUUCAACGCGGCUACGUCAGGAUUCGGGGGUUUGGAAAUUUAAAUUGUUGAGCGUAAAUAAAUUCAACGUUUUUGA
Anthonomus grandis grandis is the source of this 1444-nucleotide messenger RNA. RefSeq names its product beta-galactoside alpha-2,6-sialyltransferase 2 (gene SiaT). The transcript is spliced from 4 exons. Bases 163 to 1419 code for a protein of 418 amino acids. The record is from RefSeq and is a predicted model, not a curated record. NCBI's taxonomy places the organism in Eukaryota, Metazoa, Arthropoda, Insecta, Coleoptera, Curculionidae. Gene Ontology annotation, molecular function: sialyltransferase activity.